AUGAAUCUAGAUUUUGAUGAAAAUUUUCAACAAAUUGUCAACGCACUGAAACUGAACGGAGCUCACCCUUAUAGCCCGAGGGAUUGGAAAUGGUUCAUUAAAUUUGUUAUCAUGCAAGGUGCAUAUGAAGCUAUGCUCUUUCUCCUAUUAUAUAAUAUAAAGGAAUAUGGCAUCAAGAAUAAAGACUUGAUAAGAUUUUGUGGAGAUUCCACACUUGUUCUAAUGAACCUUGUUAUAACGUUUAAGUAUGCAACUUUGCUGAAACACCAAGAUACUUUUCGUAAUUUAAUAGAACAUGUGAAAGCCGAUUACGAACACGCAAAAACGUUACCCGCUGAGGAAAUGGAAAUUGUGCUUGAAUACAAUCGCAAAGGACAAUUUGUUACAAAAUGGUGGUGUAGAACUGUUAACUGGGGCGUAAUGGUGUAUCCCCUCCAAGCUAUAGGCUUUACAAUAUAUUCCGCUAUAAAUGAUGACUUCUAUAUUGCUGAUUUAUAUCCCGCACAUUUCCCGAACCUGGAAGACCGGUCUCUACUACGAUUUGUUUUGGUAAAUUUUAUCAUGGGCUUUGGAAUGUUGUACACUUGCCUGAUGUACAAUAGCUUAGUGCCUCUGGGGCCUGUGCUCAUGCUGCAUGCGAGUGGACAACUAGCUUUAUUGGAAAGUCGUCUUAAGAAUCUAUUUCCCGAUCAAGGUUUCUCAGCUGAGGAAACAAAUAAAACAUUAAAGGAUAUCGCUAAGGAGUUAACAAUAAUUUACAGUUUUGUAGAGAAGAUACAGGAAGCAUUUCAAGCCUUGUAUGAUAUCACUCUAAAAGGAACAGCGUUCGUGUUGCCGCUGUUGGCUUACUCGAUCGUGCAGGCAAUGAGAAAUAAGCGAAUUCCGCCAGAAAAUCCUGUUCCAAUUUUCAUAGGCGCGAUACUGUUUGGUAGCUUUCCAUGUUACUACAGUGAUAAAUUGUUAGAACACAGUGAUAGCUUUAGAGAAGGGAUAUACUCCUGUGGUUGGGAGAAGCACUGGGACCGGUCCUCGCGUGUUGUUCUGCUGGUAAUCCUCACGCGCACUUCGCGUCUCAUGGUCAUACGGACCAUGUUCAGGGUAGUCUGCCUCGAUACUCUAGCCGACGUUUUUAAGGAGGCUUAUACCAUAUUCAAUUUAUUACUGACUAUUAUGUGA
Molecule: messenger RNA, 1176 nt
Organism: Hyposmocoma kahamanoa
Lineage: Eukaryota; Metazoa; Arthropoda; Insecta; Lepidoptera; Cosmopterigidae
Product: odorant receptor 2a-like
Exons: 5
Coding region: 1-1176 (391 amino acids)
Biological process (GO): sensory perception of smell; detection of chemical stimulus involved in sensory perception of smell
Cellular component (GO): plasma membrane
Molecular function (GO): olfactory receptor activity; odorant binding
Source: RefSeq, a predicted model, not a curated record